This is a messenger RNA of Cooperia oncophora, 330 nucleotides long. The record is from the annotation of a GenBank genome assembly. NCBI's taxonomy places the organism in Eukaryota, Metazoa, Nematoda, Chromadorea, Rhabditida, Trichostrongylidae.
AUGGCUACAACGCCACUUCGUUCACAAACUGGGGAGCAGGUCAGCCUGACGCGUCUUCUCAAUGCGCCGUCGAGGCGAUUGACGGUACUUGGACUUCUGUCAACUGUGCUACCACCUACCCCUACGUCUGCGCCUUCACCUCAGACAUUCCAGCUCCAACCUGUCCAGCAUGUCCCUCCCUACCUACAUGCCCAUCCGCCCCAAGGCAACCAGGACACUGUCAAAAUGGUUGGAGCUUUUUCAACAACACAGAUUCCUGCUAUAGGUAUUUCCUAUGGGCGACGUUUGACAACGCCGAACAGGUGUGCGUUUCCAAUGGUGGUCAUCUGA